Molecule: messenger RNA, 966 nt
Organism: Colletotrichum godetiae
Lineage: Eukaryota; Fungi; Ascomycota; Sordariomycetes; Glomerellales; Glomerellaceae
Exons: 1
Coding region: 1-966 (321 amino acids)
Source: RefSeq, a predicted model, not a curated record
AUGGUUUCCUUCGCGGCAGAUCCUCCUGGAGAGGGCCGGCCCAGACGCUAUUACGCCUUCAAGGACUGCGAUGUGCCCUUAGACCAGUUUGUGCUCCAGAGACUGAAAAUGGGCACCCGUCAGCAGAUCGAGAAUUACCCCGGAAUGGUGCUACCAAUGGGUGCUGGCUACACUUUGAACCAUGCUGGAGAGGUUCAAAAAAACAUUUUCAGAUGGGCGUGUUUCAAUGAGAACUUCACCAGCGUUGGGCCGAACGCAAACCUUGGGGAUGCAAGGACCAGCAUGUCGAAGGAGACGUGGUUCACCUUCACAGAUUGCCGGUACAGAUACAAGGGCGGCACCUGGGGUGUUUUCAGAGGCGUAUGGGCUAGAGCUGGCCAGUCCGAUCCUCGCGAGCCCAGAUCGAAGCGCACUCGUGAGAAGUUGCAGGAUGUCGGCGGUCGCCUGCAAGGUAGAGCACCUCUAUGGCUAUGGGACGAGGCUCAUAGCUCGAAGAUGCCUGUUCUUGGAAGAGGAUUGAGCAUCUCGCCCCCUGCAUCACCACCCACAGCGAGAGGUAGCGGUCGGCUGCGUCGACAUGAUCAUGAGGGGCUCAAAGAGUACCAAUACUACUCUUACGCCAAACCACGCAAGCCGUCCUUGCCUAUACAUCGCAAAUCGAACCUCGACCAGCGUCCAUCAAUUCCAUACCGAUCCAAUCGGCGCCGUAGGAACUAUGUUGAGGACGACGAGUCUGAGGAGCUGCGGCCUGAGCUGAAUUCUGCUGCAUGUUCCGACUUCGCGUCGACAUCGGAGUAUAUGACUGAUUAUCAGUCCUAUGGUUCGGAUUCCGUGGUCACAUCUGGGGACGAAAGACUUCGUUCUAUUUCCAGAUCAGGAGUAGAGAAAGAAAAGUCAAGAAGACACGAUCCACCCUUGGAAAGGGAUUCUUCGAGCAGGCUCGAGUAUCGAACGCCGAGAGCGUAG